AUGUGGCAGUCCCACAACAGCUUGGUGCUGGACCUUCUACUGCACAUGUUGGAGGGACUUCAUCUUCACAUGGUGCACAUGUUGGCGGGACUUCUUCUUCACAUGGUGCAACAACUAGUGCAGAGGGUGGUCGAGGACAUGGUCCUUAUGAUGAUGAAGGAGAACACCAGGGAGAAGAUGAUGAAGGACAGGGAGAGUACUAUGGGCAUGAGUAUGAUGAGAUUGGCAUGUCCUAGCUUGAAGAUGCACCCCAAGGAACUCAAGGCCCCUCCGGUUCUGGACGUCCACAGAGGACGCUCAGACCAGUGGAUAGGGUGGGCUAUGAAGUUAAGGACAAAACGGCCUGAAUGGAAGUCCCUUAUGCCUCUACAACUGAGCAGAUUGAGCAGGAAAUCUGCCAUGCGUUUCUUUUUGUUCCCCAAGGUUCAGUCGGCUGGUCAAUCACCAGAUGAUACCCCAGUUUAUCUUAAUGUGUAUGAUUUGACACCAAUGAAUGGCUAUAUAUAUUGGGCAGGCCUGGGCAUAUUUCACUCAGGAAUUGAAGUUCAUGGUGUUGAAUAUGCAUUCGGAGCUCAUGACUUCCCCACCAGUGGGGUCUUUGAGGUAGAACCUCGCCAAUGCCCUGGUUUCAGGUUCAGAAAAUCAAUAUUUCUUGGUACAACAUGCUUGGAUCCAAUCCAAGUUAGGCAGUUCAUGGAGCUGCAGUCAGUAAACUACAACGGAGAUACUUACCAUCUUAUCACGAAGAACUGUAACCACUUUUGCAAGGAUAUGUGCUACAAGUUGACCGGUAACAAAAUUCCCAAAUGGGUUAAUCGGCUUGCCAGAAUAGGUGCCAUUUGCAACUGCCUUCUCCCAGAGUCGCUAAAGAUCUCUCCGGUUGGCCAUGAUCCAAAUAGUCAAUCUGAAGACUCAGAGAAAAGGCGGCUGAGGAACCCAUUUAGUUGUUUCUCUUCGAUCUCGAGUCACCGCCAGCUGCCGUCAUCUUCUCCUUUCCCACCAUCUCCUGUGAAAGAGGGUCUCCCCCAUUGUUCCUCGAGGAAACCCAGCACGGCAUCUCUGAAAAAUAGGGCAAGUGCCGUGCUGUAG
This is a messenger RNA of Miscanthus lutarioriparius, 1089 nucleotides long. The record is from the annotation of a GenBank genome assembly. NCBI's taxonomy places the organism in Eukaryota, Viridiplantae, Streptophyta, Magnoliopsida, Poales, Poaceae.